AUGCCUUCAUCAAAUGAUCCUUUCUUACGCCUGCCGCCCGAACUGCUCGUCUGCAUAAUGACCUACUUGCCCAGUUUCGAAGACAUUGGACGAGUCGCCCAAGCGUCCGUCCACAUGAACAAGGUGUGGCACGCGAAUGUCCUCACGAUCUUUCGUGUUAUAGGCCCUACGGCACUUGGAUCAGCACAUCCCCCGCAUCAGCUUCUGACCGACCAGAACGGCGCCCAAGACUUGAUCCCCAAUCCAAUCGACGCCGAGGCUGUUGGACUUAUGACGACACUAUGUUCAGAUUUUGCUUCUACCCGGAGAUAUGCCCCAGGUCCGCCCCUCGCGCGCAAAGUUGCUUCUCUCACUGCUCCCCCGCCGAAUGUCGUCUACCAAGCCUGGAGUCUGAACCUCGUCGACCGGGAGGAGCGCAAGAGCCGCUACGAGAGCAUGAGUCUGCAAGCUUUGUGCGCAGGAGCUGAUGUCUUGUCCUCUUUCCAGGGCAUCCUCGCCAACCUGCUCCAGUGCACGAAUGUGAUUAUAUUUGCUCAUUGUCCCGUCGGAUCUAGCAUCAGUUCUUCGGCAUCCGAGGUGAACGCGGCGGUCAAGGAUCGAUUUCUCCGGGUGCAUCGGGAAAUGGUGCAGAGGUGGCAUCUUCGCGAACCUAAGUUUGUGUACAAGCUCCAGAUCCAGUUCUGGGAGCUGCGUGAGACGUGGAAGGGGAAGAGCCAGGUGACCUUUCGCGAGCUGGUCACCCAGGGCCAGUAUUACGCCGGGGAGGGGAUGCCGAAUCCAGCCACCCGAGAACGCCUGUGGGAGGAUGAGGAUGUGUAGGGCUUGGACUUCUCAUGGGUUGCGUAUUCUUUCUGGGCGGCAAUAAGACAGGGGCUUUGGGGAUGUGGUGUCGAGGUUUACUCAUCUGUUUCUUUUGUGUGUGCUACUUGGGAAAAUUUG
Molecule: messenger RNA, 939 nt
Organism: Aspergillus homomorphus CBS 101889
Lineage: Eukaryota; Fungi; Ascomycota; Eurotiomycetes; Eurotiales; Aspergillaceae
Exons: 2
Coding region: 1-819 (272 amino acids)
Molecular function (GO): protein binding
Source: RefSeq, a predicted model, not a curated record